GAGGAAUGGUGGGGACAUUUGUGAAGAUUGUCGGCCGGAGAAGUGCUUGAAGGAGAAGAAUUGUGAGAAUGAGAGGAAGAUUGAGAUGAAGACAGGAGUGGAGGAUGAGAUUAGUUGGAAUGUGGAAGAUGAUGAGUAGAAAAUGAUAGAUGCGAGAAAAAGUAUGGAUAAGGCUAUGCACAGCAAUACAGCCGAGCGAACAGGAAAGAUAUAAAAUGGGGAAAUGUUAACAGCAACGGAGGAGUUUCUACUCAAGAAAUGUCGACGUUUCCUAGACAUAGACGCUGGUUGUCAUUCUAUAAGUCGCAGUCAAAGAAGCAAAAAAAAUAGCAAAGUUUGAGAACCAAAGAGCCCUUAAGUUUCUGACACGAAGAUCAACUAUUGGAGGAUAUAGACAGGUAUCUCUUGUAAUUAAAGAAGAACGGGCAAAUAAUGAAGAGAAAUGUGGAAUUCCUAACGUUAGAUGUGUGGUGAGUCGGGGCAAGAAACUAUAGGGGAAUUUAUGGAGAAAGUUGAAGAAAUAGUAAAUGCUUGUAUUUCAUACAGUGAGAUUCGAUAUAGACUAAGCUUUUCACUUGCGUAUUAUGUUGACUCCUAUUUUCUAUAUAGAUGUUGAGAGAGAAUUUAGCUUGAAUUGAAAGGAAAAGAUGAGAAUAAAUCAUUAGAGAGAACUUCUUAGUUAGAUUAAAGCAUCGAUAUCCGCCGCAUUACCAUUCACAAAAUAACCCUUCGAGGUAUGUUUUUGUAAUCUCUAGGGGUGUACCAG
Messenger RNA from Sclerotinia trifoliorum, 766 nucleotides. NCBI's taxonomy places the organism in Eukaryota, Fungi, Ascomycota, Leotiomycetes, Helotiales, Sclerotiniaceae. The record is from the annotation of a GenBank genome assembly.